UGUGUAUCCCAAACAAAGCCUUAGCAUAAAAAGGGAGAAGUGGUGCUAUGAACACAACAAGAACAAAAAAGAAUAGAAGAAAGAAACGUACAAACAUAAAGAGAAAGGGAGUCAGCUCGCGGUGAAGGGGAGUAUAAUUAGGAGCCGUUAGACUUCAACCAGUUCACCUCCAUCUUCUUGCCUUCAAUGAAACAAACAAUGGAUAUCACCAAAGAAUCCACAGCUGAAAGUAAAGUGGAUUAUGACCGGACAAAAGAGCUGAAGGCUUUUGAUGACUCAAAAACCGGUGUCAAAGGGCUAAUUGAUGCCGGGGUGGACAAAGUCCCUAAAAUAUUCAUUCGACCACCGGAUGAACUUGUUGAGGAGUUGAAAAUUUGCCAGACCAGCUUACAAAUUCCUAUCAUUGAUCUGAGUGGUAUUGAAAAAGAAGAUAGGCACGAGGCGGUUGUCCAGGAAGUUCGAAUUGCAUCAGAGAAGUGGGGAUUUUUUCAAGUGGUGAAUCAUGGAAUCCCCUGCAGUGUGUUGGAUGAAAUGAUUGAUGGUAUACGAAUGUUUCACGAACAAAAUCCUGAGGUAAAGAAAUCAUACUAUACGCGUGAUCAGAUGAGAAGAGUGAGAUUGGAAACCAAUUAUGAUUUGUUUCAGUCAAGAGCUGCGAAUUGGAGGGACACUUUGAGCAUCUCCAUGCUGGUUUCUGAUCAUCUUGACCCAGAAGAAGUUCCCACUGCUUGCAGAGCUUCAGCAAUUGAGUACAUUAAGAAUGUUACUAAGUUGGGAGAUACUCUGUUUGAGUUAUUAUCAGAGGCUCUUGGCCUCAAACGUGACCACUUAACAGCCAUCGAAUGUGGUGGAGGUCGCAGUUUUUUGGGUCACUACUAUCCAGCAUGCCCAGAGCCAGAGCUAACUUUGGGAGCUAGCAAGCACUCUGAUCCUGCAUUCCUAACUGUAGUGCUACAAGACCAGCUUGGAGGCCUCCAAGUCAUGCAUCAAAAUCAAUGGGUUGAUGUUCAACCAAUUCAUGGAGGUUUGGUUGUUAAUAUUGGUGAUCUUCUCCAGAUAAUAUCAAAUGACAAGUUUAGAAGUGUGGAUCAUAGAGUGCUUGCCAACAAUGUUGGACCAAGAAUUUCUGUGCCAUUCUUUUUUAGUGGUGCUUUUGCAACUCCAAAGCUGUAUGGCCCAAUCAAAGAAUUGAUAACAGAACAAAAUCCUCCUCUGUAUAGGAAUUUUCUGGUAAGUGAAUAUAUUGGCAAGUUUAACGCUAAGGCACUUGACGAGUCUUUGCUCAACCAUUUCAAGCUAUGAAGCUAUUAAGAACUAUACAUUUCCACAAAACUAUUACCAUGUAAUAAAGGAACAAAGUUUGUGGGUAUCAGGGUCUUUCCAACUGUUUCCUUCAAUUUGUAAUUCCCAGAACUAUUUAUAUCAUCAUUAUCAUUAUCUUUUCUUUUUGGUACUUUACCAA
Messenger RNA from Camellia sinensis, 1462 nucleotides. RefSeq names its product 1-aminocyclopropane-1-carboxylate oxidase homolog 1. The record is from RefSeq and is a predicted model, not a curated record. Lineage: Eukaryota; Viridiplantae; Streptophyta; Magnoliopsida; Ericales; Theaceae.